Molecule: messenger RNA, 6134 nt
Organism: Ictalurus furcatus (blue catfish)
Lineage: Eukaryota; Metazoa; Chordata; Actinopteri; Siluriformes; Ictaluridae
Gene: veph1
Product: ventricular zone expressed PH domain-containing 1
Exons: 13
Coding region: 965-3382 (805 amino acids)
Biological process (GO): regulation of signal transduction
Cellular component (GO): plasma membrane
Molecular function (GO): phosphatidylinositol-5-phosphate binding
Source: RefSeq, a predicted model, not a curated record
CUGAGAUGUUCCAGCACCACCAAGCUGCCCAUGCUGGGGCCUUAAUCUCUUAAUGAACCAGCUGAGAUGAAUGUCAAUAUGAGGCUACAGAAGUAGAUUUCCUGCUGAAAUGAAUGCUUCGUCCACAAGUACGGUAAUACCGCUCCUGACCCGAUCUGUCAAUACCGUCAAGGGCUACUUUAAUUCCUCCACCAGGGGAACUUCCUUCCCUCACUCUUUUCCCGGAGACAAACACGGCCUCGUAUGUGCACGAACUUCAAGAAACAGGAAAAAGCGAGAAUAUCGCUAUAAUCUAAGCGCUAACAGGAACUAACUUGCGUUCGCGUUCCGAAACAUUGACUGUAACUAUAAACUGUAACCAGUAUCCCCAUUUCAUCACACACGUCAUCGAUGUGAUUAUUUUCCUCCAACAGCACAACAGUGCGUUUUAUUACUUAGGUGGAAUUUUUGCUUUAGCAGAUCAGCCUUACGCGCUCUUCGCUCAGAUCGACGAAGCCGGGUUAUUCAGGAAGCGGCUCUCGGAAGAGGCUCUCAGCGGCCGGGCGUGACCCGUGACAACCUGUGAUCAAUCCCACGUUCCUGACGGCACUUGAACUCAUCACACAUUAACAGAUUGUGUGUGAUUGUGGGUGUUUUUCUCCGAAUCCUGCGUGCUCGUAGGAAGUCCGAUACGCCAGAUAACUUUACACUCAUUCACUCCACCUUCUCCCAAGGUUAUAUUUAUACCCAUAACAACGUUUUUACUGAUUUUAUACUGAUUCCAUUGUUAUGGUGCUAUUUCAUCCCGUAACGAUUAAAACAUUCCCUUUUUUUUUGUUGUUUUUUUUUCUUCCCCCGCUCACAGUUUGCCUCUUUCAAGGCUGAUGUGUGUACACACUCCACCGCCUCCAGGAGCAUGUCAGGUCACCGUGGCAACAGUGCAGGGCACCGGUGGCGGUCUGGUGGAGUCUGAGCGUAUCCCAGCAUGCACCAGCUCUUCCAGUUAGUUCUGGGUCAGAGGGACCUGUCCCGAGCAGGAGACCUUUUCUCUCUGGAUGAUGCUGAGAUCGAGGACUGUCUGUCCCAGGCGCUGGAGGAGAUCAAGACCAUCUCCUGCCAUCCUGAUUACGUGACUAAUGACAAUGACCAGGCGGUGGUGGAGAUCUGCAUCACGCGCAUCACCACGGCGAUCCGGGAGACGAGCUCGAUGGAGCGGCAUGGCUCGGCGCUCGUGGCUCUGUGGGAGUCGUGUCUGGAGCACAAUCUUCAGCCGCAGGGCAAAGACGAGGACACGCCACACGCCAAGAUCGCCUCGGACAUCACCAGCUGCAUCCUGCAGAACUAUAACCGGGCUCCGAUGAUGGCGCUGGCCGUCCCGGUGGCCGUGCGCUUCCUGCGACAGGGGAAUCGCGAGCUGAGCCGCAACAUGUCCAGCUACCUGAGCCUGGCCGCCAUCGCCAAGGCCGAGCUCCUCGUCCAGCACACCCAGGCCAUCAUCAUCAGCGUGCUGGGAGGUAACAGCAUGCUGCUGCGGGUCCUUCCCUCCGUGUAUCCUCUAGAACCGGAUCCGAUCCACCAGCACAUCCAGGACCUGGUACUUAUGAUUCCCGAUCUAGACCAGACGAGCAGACAACACUUACUCCGACUGCUCCAGAUGAUCUCUGAUCGACACCCACAGGUGUUGAGCUGUCUCGUGCCGUCUCUCAUCGAUCACCUGAGUGACGCCUCUUCCAGCGACGCCCUUCUCGCCGUGUUGGUGAAUAUAGCAAAGGUUAGCCCCGCCUCACUGAGCCCGUUUCUCCCAGCGCUGAGGACCGUGGGUCAGCAGACGCCAGGGCUGCUGGGACAUGUAGCUAAGAUCCACGGGGCGGUCGGUCUGACCAGUGAGGCUCUGGCACGGGAGGCUCUACGGUACCUGGUGUCACUGUUGGCAUGUAUGGAGCACAGCGUCCAUCACACAGUGCUGCUGGAGAUUCACAGCGUGACCGAGCGCUACAGCGCCAUCAUUGGCGGAGGAGCCAAAGACAUCUACCGCAUGAGCAACAGCUUCAGCGCCAUCGCUCGACUGCUGGGACGCAGGCUACAGGCUGAUCCUUUAACGCCAUGCAGAGAAAGCAAGGAGGUUGCAGAUCCAAAGCGGUGCGAAUCCGAUUCCAGAAAGCGGGAUGACGUGAAGAUCCAGGCUUUUGAGGAGAAACUAGAGGAGGAGGCGGCGGCGGCAGCGGCGGCGGUGGCGGCGGCGGCUCAAGAGGAAGCUGAGAGGGUCUCACCGGCACCCCAAAGGUGUCACAGCCUGGACCAGGUGGCACGAGACGAGCACCGCGACAUCAGGUUCAAUCGGUCUAAGAGUCUGGCUCUGCACGCUGUACAGACGCGCUCCACGAAUCCCGACUGCAUCCAGGACAGAGAAGGGGAACUAAACACUGAGGACUACCCGAUUGAGGCCACCCUCUGCCAUGAGAUCGGUCCAGCAGCUUCUUUUGCUCAGGAAGAGCACAGUGAGCACCAGGACUCGGCUUUUCAUGGGGAAAGAGACCGGCUAUGGAAACACCUCCGGGACAACUUGGAGAAGAUCCGAGUCUUCUGCGCCGAUAUGGUCACGCAGAUCCCGAUUCCUGAGCAUUGCACCAUCGAAGAUACCCAGCGAGGCUGUGUUGCAAAGCUGUCCUUCUCGUGUCCAAUGAAAGGUCAUUACUGUCUGUAUGGGAAAUCCAGCUUCUCGCUGUGCAGCCCUCAACCCCACCUCUGGAUACGGAUCAUGCUGCUCGCUCUGCAGAGCAAGACGGAUGAAGCUCUGAGCUCUGAGGAUGUGUGUGUGCAGCAGCUCAGGAGACUUUGGGAGAAAACACAGCUUAAAGGAGCUCACAGCUUCGAGCUGGCCAUGACUCAAACUGCUGUGCCACAGAAGAAGGACUUGGACAGUCUGCAGAUCCACCUGGAGGAGGUACGCUUCUUUGACCUCUUUGGCUACAGUGAGGAGGAGGGAGGCUGGCUGUGCUUCAUGUGCAACAACCCAGAGAAAGCCACUGUGGUGAAUCAAGACGGCCAGCCGCUCAUCGAGGGCACGUUAAAGGAGAAACAGGUGCGCUGGAAGUUUAUCAAACGCUGGAAAACGCGCUACUUCACUCUGGCUGGUAACCAGCUCCUCUUCAGGAAAGGGAAAUCAAAGGAUGAGCUGGACGACAACACUAUCGAGCUAAGCAAAGUGCAGAGCGUGAAGGUGGUGGCAAAAAAGCGACGGGACCGCGGCCUACCUCGAGCUUUCGAGAUCUUCACGGACAAUAAGACGUACGUGCUGAAGGCCGAGGACGAGAAGCACGCAGAGGAAUGGCUGCAGUGCAUCAACGUGGCUGUAGCGCAGGCCAAAGAGCGCGAGAACCGAGAGGCUACGACGUACCUGUAGGUCCGUGCCACCCGGGGAACGCAGGAGUGAGCGUCGAGAACUCUUUUAAGAACUACUAGACGAAAAGGCACUAUGGGAAAUGGUAGACUGUUUUGUAAUAUCCACUAUAAAUCCUGGAGCCAUUUUGCACAUGAGCGGCAUGACAAGUGAUGAUGUGGUUUUCCAGUAUUCAAGUGGGGGGGGGGGACUCCAUCCUGUACCGGACUCUUAAAGCUUUGAUCAUUCAGUACGUGGGGUGAAGAUGACAAGAUUAAAGCCGGCUGUAUAGCUCAAACGAAAAAGACGUGACGCAGAAAGAUUCGUUUUGUGCAAGAAAGAGGCUGUGGUUUCGAUUCAUUCAUACCCCAUGGUCAAAAACAGAACUCCUAACCACCGUGUCUUUUGUUCUGCGACGGGUCUAAAUAUUAUAUAAAUAUUAUAUGGUUGCUUUGGAUCUCUGGACAGAGCUGCAGUAUGAUUUCCAGGUCCAUUGUUUGUGCAGUUGUAGCUAGCGGUCAUGGAAACACUAACAGUGGAGUUACAAAAAGCAGUACUAGUUUUCAAAACGUACUGGGAUCCUGCGUAUAGUUUAAUCAAUAUAUACGAAUUCCACGACGUUCAUCCUCUCACCUCCUGGUGUCUCGUUAGCAGUGUGAGGAAGUACACUGUGGAACAGCACACACACUCCGAGCUGUAAUUAAAUCAUCUUUAAAUCCUGCCUAAUCUAUUCAGGGAGAACACACUGUGCUGUGCUCGGUCUCUAUUAAUCCCCCUCUCAACCCUGCAGGAAGACACUGGAUGUUCUCGGACAUAUGAGAACACGGACGUUCACUCUGGGGCAAAAAAAAUUCGUUCCAAUUGUUCAAUGUUAGGAGCCACUUCCUGCGAAGACCAAUACACCAGAGCAGAGCUUCUCAACAGACUGUCAAUCGUCCGCGGGAGGACAUCAACACUGAAUGAAACGACACUGACACUUUAUUUUUUAAUCAUUUUAUUUUUAUGUAGUCUGUUUAAUCUAGCAAGGAAUAACAACGUUAACAUGCCAAGACUGAAGUGUGGAGAAACUGAGGUAACACGGGGGUUCAUUUUGAAUAUAUUGAAGCCGUAUGCUAACAUUUAGAGGCCAGAAACUAAGUAAAUCGCGCCCGUGUAUUAUGAACGAAUCGUGUUACACUGUUCUUGGCCACGUCUUCAGUAUCUGAUGGCCACAAAUUGUAUAACUUGUGCCAAUGAUGUAAUAUUUGGUGGGAAGGUCAUCAAAAUGUGGCCUCCAUUUUUUUUUUUUUUUUUUUUUUUUUUUUUUUUUGUGUCUCAUUUUUCAUGGUGUGCCAAUACUUUUGGAGUUGACUCUAUCGUGUUGGAUAGUUUUAUUUCAUUGGAAACGUGGAGGUACAUAUAGACAACCCACAAUGGCGUCCGGUCAGCUCAGGGCAAAACUAAUAAACAAACCACCUCGUUUAACUGAAAAAGAGAUAAGACGCUGAAACAUAUACCUGUACCUAUACAGAUUGUUUCUUUAUUAUUUAAAUAGAUAAAUGACUUCCCUUUCUCUCUACAAAUCUAGCCAAUAAACACAGACGAGCUAGCAAACCAGACAAAAAAAAAAAUGGUAGCUGACCCGGUCACCUGGACAACAAACGAAUAGCUUAGGCUCCUACACCAGGAAGUCGAAUCCGAACCACGAAGCACGACACCAGAGCACUCCGUCUGGUCAGAGAUGUCCGAGCUCAUGCAGAUGGUAUGAGAACACAUAUUAGGAACCCACGUUAGGAAGUGAGCGUAGCAUGAGACAUCUGGACAAAGAAGACACACACAGAUCAACACAGAAAUAACACAACCCACAAGGUGCAGAGAAGUAACAACGCUAACUGAUGCUAACUGUGCAUCCGCACGCUCGGGUUCCUAUAUGUUAACAGUAGACAUGGAUUUUGUUGGAUUACAAGCCAGCACUCUGCAAAGGUAUUUUCAUUUUUUUAACCUUUCGUCCAAUCAUACGCUUUGUCAUUCAGUCCAAACAUCAGUUAUAAAUCCACCAAACUGGGCUGAAAAAGGUUAUAUAAAACACAUAGUCAUUUGAAAUGGGGACAUUUUCUGUUGACUGUUAACUGGGAAGUGGAAUGCAUAGACCCCUGAGGGCUAAAGAACACAAAACAGAUCUUGAGACAAUGAAAUCAUCGUUGCAUACAGUGCUGUGAAAAAUGAUUUGCCCCCAUCCUGAUUUUCCUCCGUUUUUGUGUGUAUCUCAUGCUAAAUGGUUUCAGAAAUUAAAACCGAAUCGAAGGUAAAACAAAGGCGACCUGAGUAAACACUAAAUACAGUUUUUUAAAUGAUAAUGUUAUUUAUUGAAGCAAAAAAAGGUGACUGAAAUCCAUCAGUCUAGGAAGGGUUACAAAGCUAUUUCAAAGGCUGUGGGACUCCAGAGAACCACAGCGAGAGCCGUUAUCUCCAAAUGGAAAAACUCGGCACUGUAGUGAAGCUUCCCAGAAGUGUCCGACCUUCCAAAAUUCCUCCGGGUGCACAGCGACGACUCAUCCAGGAAGUCAGAAAAGAGCCAAGGACAACAUCAAAGGACGUACAGGCCUCUCUUGCAUCAAUAAAGGUCACUGUUCAUGACUCCACUAUCAGAAAGACACUGGGGGAAAAUGGCUUCCAUGGAAGAGAGGCGAGGUGAAAACCGCUGCUAACCCGGAAGAUCAUUAAGACUCGUCUGAAUUUUGCUAAAACACACCUUGAUGAUCCUCAAACCUUUUGGGAGAAUGUUCUGUAGAUUGAG